Sapajus apella (tufted capuchin) is the source of this 1390-nucleotide messenger RNA. RefSeq names its product serpin family B member 3 (gene SERPINB3). NCBI's taxonomy places the organism in Eukaryota, Metazoa, Chordata, Mammalia, Primates, Cebidae. Gene Ontology annotation, molecular function: serine-type endopeptidase inhibitor activity. The transcript is spliced from 8 exons. The record is from RefSeq and is a predicted model, not a curated record. Bases 71 to 1237 code for a protein of 388 amino acids. Gene Ontology annotation, biological process: negative regulation of endopeptidase activity.
ACGCACAGGCUCCCUGCCCACCUCUGCUUCCUCUAGGAACACAGGAGUUCCAGAUCACAUCAGGUUCACCAUGAAUUCCCUCAGUGAGGCCAACACCCAGUUCUUGUUUGACCUGUUCCAACAGUUCAGAAAAUCAAAAGAGAACAUCUUCUAUUCCCCUGUCAGCAUCACAACAGCAUUAGGGAUGGUCCUCUUAGGGGCCAAAGGAAACACUGCACAACAAAUUAACAAGGUUCUUCAUUUUGAUCAAGUCACACAGAACACCACAGAAAAAGCUGCCACAUAUCAGGUUGAUAAGCCAGGAAAUGUUCAUCAGCAGUUUCAAAAGCUUCUGACUGAAUUAAACAAAUCCACUGAUGCAUAUGAGCUGAAGAUCGCCAACAAGCUCUUCGGAGAAAAGACGUAUCAAUUUUUAAAGGAAUAUUUAGAUGCCACCAAGAAAUAUUACCAGACCAGUGUGGAAUCUGUUGAUUUUGUAAAAGCUCCAGAAGAAAGUCGAAAGAAGAUUAACUCCUGGGUGGAAAGUCAAACGAAUGAAAAAAUUAAAAACCUAUUUCCUAAUAAGAGUAUUGAAGGAGACACCAAAUUGGUUCUUGUGAACGCAAUCUAUUUCAAAGGGCAGUGGGAGAAGAAAUUCAAUAAAGAAAAUACUAAAGAGGAAAAAUUUUGGCCAAACAAGAAUACAUACAAAUCUGUACAGAUGAUGAGGCAAUACACGUUCUUUAAUUUUGCCUUGCUGGAGGAUGUCCAGGCAAAGGUCCUGGAAAUACCAUACAAAGCCAAAGAUCUAAGCAUGAUUGUGCUGCUGCCAAAUGAAAUUGAUGGUCUGCAGAAGCUUGAAGAGAAACUCACUGCUGAAAAAUUGGUGAAAUGGACAAGUUUGCAGAAUAUGAGAGAGGCACGUGUGAAUUUACACUUACCCCGGUUCAAAGUGGAAGAGGCCUAUGAUCUCAAGGACACAUUGAGAACCAUGGGAAUGGUGGAUGUCUUCAGUGAUGCAGACCUCUCAGGCAUGGCUGGGAACCGGGACCUCAUAGUAUCUAAAGUUAUACACAAGGCCUUUGUGGAGGUCACUGAGGAGGGAGCGGAGGCUGCAGCUGCCACAGGGGUAGUAACAGGCGUAGGAUCAGCUCCUUCAACUAAUGAAGAGUUCCACUGUAAUCACCCUUUCCUAUUCUUCAUCAGGCAAAAUAAGACCAACAGCAUCCUCUUCUUUGGCAGAUUCUCAUCUCCUUAGACACAAUUAGUCUGUCACUCCUUUUGGCAAAAUGUUCACCUACAGUCGUUCUGGUAAACCGAUUGCUGGCAACAACAGAUUCUCUUGACUCAUAUUUCUUUUCAAUCUCAUAGUCAUCAUCAAGAAUUUAAUGAUUGAAAUAGCAUGCCUUUC